CCGCUCGCUCCUCGAGCAGGGGCCACCGGCCAUGCACCGGCCGACCCAGGACGGCUUCCUCGCAGCUCCCGAGCAGGGACACGCAAACACAUCUUCGCGGCGUCCUGAAGUACUUCCAAGCCGCAGCCUCAAAGGCACUAUGGAAUUACCUCCCCGAUUAGUCUGGCUCCUCCUAAGGAUGUAGAUUGCAUUCAUACUCAGAAGCUGAUUGAAGCAAUGAAGCCAUUUGGUGUGUUUGAGGAUGAGGAAGAACUGAAUCACAGGAUGGUUGUUCUUGGUAAGCUGAAUAACUUGGUCAAAGAAUGGAUUUCGGAUCUUGGUCAGAGCAAGAAUCUUCCCCCUUCAGCAAUAGCAAAUGUUGGUGGCAAAAUAUUUACAUUUGGUUCUUACCGGCUUGGGGUACACACUAAAGGUGCUGACAUAGAUGCAGUUUGUGUUGCUCCUAGACAUGUGGAAAGAUCGGAUUUUUUUCAGUCAUUCUUUGAAAAACUGAAACAUCAGGAGGAAAUAAAAAAUCUGAGAGCAGUUGAAGAUGCAUAUGUACCAGUUGUCAAAUUUGAGUUUGAUGGAAUUGAGAUUGAUCUUGUCUUUGCAAGACUGUCUAUGCCAACUAUUUCUGACAAUCUUGAUCUUGGAGAUGACUCGCGUCUGAAAAGCCUGGAUAUAAGAUGUAUACGUAGCUUGAACGGUUGCAGGGUUACUGAUCAAAUACUGCGUCUGGUGCCAAACCUAGAGAACUUCCGUCUUGCGCUCCGUGCAAUUAAACUGUGGGCAAAACGCCGUGGCAUUUACUCAAACAUGCUGGGAUUUCUUGGCGGAGUUUCCUGGGCAAUGCUAGUAGCAAGGACAUGUCAGCUUUAUCCAAAUGCUUUGGCUUCUACUCUGGUUAACAAGUUCUUCUUGGUCUUUUCAAAAUGGGAAUGGCCAAAUCCUGUAUUGCUGAAACAACCUGAAGAGAGCAACCUUAAUUUACCAGUAUGGGACCCAAGGGUGAACCCAUCAGACCGGUAUCAUGUCAUGCCUAUCAUCACUCCAGCCUAUCCACAGCAGAACUCCACAUACAAUGUGUCUCCGUCAACACGGGCGAUAAUGGUAGAGGAAUUCAAACGUGGUCUUGCAGUUACAAAUGAGAUUCUCCAAGGGAAAUCGGACUGGUCAAAACUCUUUGAACCCCUGAACUUCUUUCAGAAAUACAAACAUUACAUUGUGCUGACUGCUAGUGCCUCUACGGAGGACCAUCACUUAGAAUGGAUUGGCCUUGUCGAAUCUAAAAUUCGUGUCCUGGUUGGAAACUUGGAGAGGAAUGAGUUUAUAAAUAUGGUACAUGUGAAGCCACAGUCUUUCCCUGGCAACCAAGAACUCUGUAGACAGGGUGAACAUGUAUCAAUGUGGUUUCUUGGAAUCGAAUUUAAGAAAGUGGAAAAUGCAGAAAGUAUUAAUGUUGAUUUAACUCAUGUUGUACAGUCAUUCACAAGUACAGUUUACAGGCAGGCCAGCAACCUCAACGUGCUAAAGGAAGGAAUGAAGAUUGAGGCAGCUCAUGUGAAGAGAAAGCAUCUCCACUAUUUUUUGCCGGCUGAAACUAUUCAGAAAAAAAAGAAGCAAAGUAUGCCAGAUAUUAGUAAAAAUGCCUGUGAGCUUCAGUGCAAAAGGACUUCUUCAGAUGGAAACUGUUUGGGCAGUUCCAGAGACAAGGACUCCAGAACUCCAUAUAAUUCCUCUGUAUUAGAUAAGAUAACUAAAAUGGACACAUCUACAACAGAGACGAAAAGAACUGCUGUAUAUCAGAGAUCCAAUACCGCUAACAACAAAGAGAAGAUACCUCUUGGAGCUGUGCCAUCAGCAUCCACGAUAUUCUCUAUGCCUGUUGCUGAUUCAAAAAUGGAGACUACACUCGGAAUAAGAACAUCAGCACCUCUAACUGGUUGCACCAUUUCAGAACAUAACACAGUUUCUAAAGUAGGACCACAUUUUGGCCAAGGGCAGCAUGAAUUAACUGGGACUCCAGUUACAGACCCAAAGAAUACUGCCUCUAAACGACCUUAUUCACCCACCUCGACAGGAGACGAACGCCCCAAAAAAAUAACAGAUGGAGAAAAGCGAACUGGACAGGACUCAGCAUUCAAAGAUUGUGGUAACCCAGAAGAUGUCAUGAGAGCUACAGGAAAUGACGUGUUUGGAGGAAAAGCCAUGCUUGCUCCAGUCAUCAAGACAACAAGAUCACAGGAUUUUAAGAAGAAUUUUUAGGAAGAAUUUAGAUUACUAGUUUCUCGGACUUGAUUCAGCAUAUCUGAGAUUACACUCUAUAUCUUACUACUUCCUGACUCACUACUUGGCCCAGUGCAGAGUGACAUCACUGUUCUGGAGUUUCCCUGGAUGUGGCAGAAGUUUGAUACUACCCUCAGAUUAUGCAGAUUAGUUUUCAGCUAUUUUAAAUAAAGACACUUUGACAAUU
This is a messenger RNA of Strigops habroptila (Kakapo), 2455 nucleotides long. It is a transcript of the gene PAPOLG, whose product is annotated as poly(A) polymerase gamma. The coding region runs from base 217 to 2247 and encodes 676 amino acids. Lineage: Eukaryota; Metazoa; Chordata; Aves; Psittaciformes; Psittacidae. Gene Ontology annotation, cellular component: nucleus. The record is from RefSeq and is a predicted model, not a curated record. The transcript is spliced from 22 exons. Gene Ontology annotation, molecular function: RNA binding; poly(A) RNA polymerase activity.